CAAUAAUUUCUCAGUUGUAACUUAAUCUACACACUCCGAAAGGACAAUAAAAAGUGGAUAUAAAACAAUCUUGUAGUGAUCAUUUCAACAGUAGUAUAUUACCCUGGUAGUUUAGACAACACAGCUGUACUUUCAUUGCGAAUAAAUAAAUAGAACACAAAAUAAAUAAAUAAAUAAAAAUUUAUAAUGAAUAUUACAUUAUUAAUGAAUGAAACUGAGUCAAUCCCUUGUCGAUCUGUAAAUAUGCUCUCUGAUAGCAUGGAUGAUUAUACAAGUCUAUCUAAUUCCCAGUAUUUACAUAAUCAUAACACGAAUACAACAGUGAUCACUUCCGACAGUAAUAUUUGCAGUACAAAUAGCAGCAGCAGCAGCAAUAAUCAUCAUCAUAAUAUUGUGGCUACAACGCCGCAUACAAAUAAUGUCUGCAAUAAUGUGAAUGAAUUGUCAACUACAGCAGAUUGUACAACGACAAUGGAUACUAUGAAUACUAUGAAUUCCAAUUCCACUUGUGCAUCCCCGAAUGGUUCAACACUGACAAUGUAUGGGACUCAGCAUCGUUUUAAAAUUAGUCCAAAUGCUUAUCAUGAUUUGGAGAAUGGAAACAAUUCGGUGACUAUGAAUAAUAGUAACAAUAGUACUCGUCCGGAUGCAGAUGCGGAUUCAGCCUUCCCACCGAAAAAGUUAUAUACCGACGAUAUACCUGUAUUAGAUUCAUUUCCUGGUUAUUAUGGUUUCGAUCUUUAUCGACCAUUGUGUGGAGAUACUUAUGAGGCAAGUGAAACGAAACCAAGCACAGCAUUUUUUUACUUUAAAGAUGAACAAGGAUGGACUAAUCUUUAUGCAAAGAAAACACCUACUUGGUGGACAUUAUCCUACUGGUGUCAACGUAAACCACCAGAUGGUUCAUUUAUUCGUUUAACACCCGUGUAUGGAGCGUCAGAUAAACAACAGGAAGUAAUCCAAAGGUGUUUUGAAGAUUUUAUGGCAAUACCAACUUCUGGAAUGGCUCGUUACAGUAUAGUGAUGGUUGGCAAUUCCCUAGCUGAAUACUUUUUUGAUCCGACAACUGAACGACUAUGCGUCACUUUACCCUAUGAAACACCAAAAGAAGGAUGUGAAUAUAGCCAAUUCAAUGGGAAAUUCAUGUGUUUCAACAGUUGUUUAUACAAUGGUGGCCAGGGGAAUAAGAAACCGCUUUACUUAAUAAUUACACUAGAACGAUUAAUAACAGGAUGUGAUCCAAGCAAAGGACACUGUGAAGUACUUGGACGUCAAUGUAUUAAAUUUCGUAGUUGUGCGUGCCCUAAAAGAGAUAAGGAAAACAAUGAAAGACGUACUGGAGAUACUUUAUCAAUCUGUACUCCAACAUUAGGCAAACGCAGAAAAGAAUCAAAUGAUCGUAGUGACCGUCAAGGCAAACGUCUACGUUCAAAUCAAAGACCUUCAUCAGUUAUGAAUAUGAAUGGUAGUACGCAUGCAGGGGGGAAUCCAAACAGUAAUGGUAUAACCUAUGAUAAAGAUAUCAAUCUAUUACGUGAACACAAUUGGUUAUCACCGAAUCAUGAACAUUUAUUGAAUGAAGAAAAGUGUUCUAGUGAACCGAAUGGUAUAGAUGAUUUCUUAGAUUAUUAUGGACAAGAAAAUGAUUAUGAUACAUAUGGUUAUGGACAGAAUACAAUCCAUUUCAAUGGGGAAUCGUAUAAUCUGUUAUUAGUUCCAACAAAUUUACCUGGUGCAGUUGAAACACUGUCCAGUGUACGUUAUGGUUUAUUGCGUACAUGGAUCUGUUCAUUGGCUAAACAUCAUUAUCAACAGCAGCAACAACAGCAACAGUUAUAUCAGACAAUGACGAAACAAUCUCCACUGACAAAUGAUAUAGACGGUAGAAAGGAAAAGAAAGUCGAUAAUAAUAAUAACAAUAAUAUUAAUAGUCAAAAUUCAAUAAAUACUGGUAAUACUAUGCUGUUAGGUAAAGCUUCUACGGAUAAACCUUCAGAUAGUUCAGAGAAUCGAUACUAUCCUCCAGUGUCUGGACAAUAUCCAAGCUCGUAUAAUCGUGCAGCAAUUGGGAGUACUUUAAACCAUUGGAUUAAAACUGAAUCACAUUUAGCUUCUUUGGUUCGUGAAAGAAUUAAUCUAUUGAACGCAUGUCAACAAACUUAUCAAUUCAGUGGUGAUUCUACUGAUUCCCAACCGAAUUCUACACUAUCUACCGGUGCAAUGGGAUUUAAUGGUACAGGGAAUCUAGAUGAACCGGUUGGUCUGUUGAAUCAAGAAUACUUCAAUGCAUCAUCGCAUAUGAAUGCAUCAGUAGGUAAUGAAUUGAUCAAUUCAAAUUUAUCGCGUAAUUUCUGCAGUCAACAAACAAAUAUUAUGCAUAAUAUGGCUGCUUACAUUUUAUCCUCGACUAGUACUAGUACUACUUCAACUGCUACAACAACAACUACUUCUGCUGAUAACAUCAACAAUCGUGGAUAUGUUUAUAACACAGGCGGUAAUAAUAUGGAUACUAAUUGGUCAUAUGAAAUUGAUCCUAGUAUGAGAACUGGCCAACUAUCACAUACAGACCAAUUAUAUGAACUGUCUCAUCAAGGCUUGACUAUAGAUAAUAACGGUAAUAACAAUGCACUGCAGGUCCCCUCAGAUCUUAUUGAUCCGUAUACAUUGGUCCAACAAUUACCCCAGUCAUUGUCAACUUCAUCACCGGUUAAUCAACACCAACAGCAACAUCAUCCUCAUCAUCAUCAUCUUCAUGCACACCAUCCUCAUCUAGCUCAAGUUCCUCCUCCUGCUCUUCAACAUCAUCAGCAUCACAACCCCCACCACAAUCAUCAUCAGCAUACGCAUCAGAUACACCUUCAGCAAAGUAUGAACACUUCAAGUCCUAUUUCUGGUACAGAUGAUAACCGUUCCUCAGCAUUUACUACAACUGCUUUGAUUUCAGAUGAUUCCUUGAAUACUAAAUCGCUGAUAUUUAAUUCAUGCAUUCUUCCCCAGAUUACGCAAACACCGACGCCAACAACAAUACCAACACCGACGACGACAACAGGGACGUCAACAACAUCUGCAUCAACGACUAGAACAGGGGCAACGGGGACAACAAAUUUUGGCAAUGAUUUUAAUACAUCAAAUUUUUAUACUACAGCAUAUUUUAAUCUUACUGCUUCUAAUAAUACUGAUAAUAAUAAUAAUGGUGAUACUACUACUACUAACAAUAAUGAUAACAAUGGUAACAAUAUUAACUGUACAAAUGUUAGCGAAUCGACUGAUUUAACAGAACAGAAUAAUUCUACAUUAAUCGAGUCGUUGUCACGAUCCAGCAUCCCAGGUAUAUUAACACAUCGAAAUGUACCUCAGAAUUCUACACUGUACAAUUAUCAGUUAUCCAAUCAUACAAAUCUGUCUGAAUCUCUUUUAUUAUCAGAAGAAUUACUGCAUAAUUGUUUAGAUAAUAAAAAGAAGUGUUACGAUGAACAAGACGGUGUUCAUUCUAUAUUGACUAAGCAUUUAAGAAGUACAUCAUUCUGUUUGUCGUCUACACACUCUCCGGAAUCCCUUGGGAAUGAAAAAUUUGUUAAGUUAGAAAUAUGAAGACACCUUUUGUUUUAUAUUUACAUCUCCUUGAUAUUUAUUCAAAUUUAUACCACACCACACCACAGUAUCAUCACAAUACAAUCUCUGAACUAUUUCAAUCAACUGUUACAACUUUAUUAAACAAUCUGAUUGACAAGAAAUCACUGGAUACAUUCAUGUUGUUUAGUUUAGGUGAACCGCCUUGAAACAAAUACUUUCUUGUCUUGUUACCAAUGGCAACGCCAACAACAACAACAACAAAAUAUCACUGUGAAAAAGAAAGACCUUCAAAAUGAUUUCCUUUCUGGAAAUUUCUAUCACACUAUCAUGACAUUUUUUCUCAAAAAUUUAUCUAUUUCAACAUACAUACAUACAAACAUAGGUGUAUAUUUGCAUUUGUAAGAAACAAAACAAACAAACAGGCAGAUAAAAAGUUUCAUGAUCAUUUAAUUACGCAUUCAUCUAAUACUCUUACUCAUUGUAGUUAGGGUGGAGGGGGCUUAUUUUAAAGCAUCAAGAAACAAAACAAAAUCAUAUUCGACUAUAUUUCAGCUUUUCCUUAAUCUCAUUCUAUUUUAUUUUGUUGUUGCUGUUUUGGUUUCGCAUUUAUUAUCAUACGCCUCUUAUCUUGUUCACACCAACAUCUGUGUCGGCAUGAUUGCCUCCAUGAUUUGAUACCACGUCGCGUCAUCAUCAUCAUCACAGUCAUCAUUUUUCAUGAUCAAAAGACACCUACUUUUGUUGAUGAGUAAAGUGUUAAAUAUAAGAACAUUCUGUGGUUUAUCCUAUUUUAAAAUUUCUAAACUAUUAUUAUUAUUUAUUAUUAUCAUUGCUUUUGAUAUAUACAUAUACACAUAUGCAUGAAAUUCUAUUAUUUUCUUCUUUGCAUUACUUUGUUUUGCUUUAGUUAUUUUACUAUAUAUACAUAUAAAUAUUUGUUUCCUUUAUCUGGUUUUAUCAACAUAAAAAAAUAC
Molecule: messenger RNA, 4547 nt
Organism: Trichobilharzia szidati
Lineage: Eukaryota; Metazoa; Platyhelminthes; Trematoda; Strigeidida; Schistosomatidae
Source: the annotation of a GenBank genome assembly